Xyrichtys novacula (pearly razorfish) is the source of this 12776-nucleotide messenger RNA. NCBI's taxonomy places the organism in Eukaryota, Metazoa, Chordata, Actinopteri, Labriformes, Labridae. The record is from the annotation of a GenBank genome assembly.
UUUUUAAUUUAUUUCCUCACCUAAGUCUUCAACACUCAAAACUCAAAGUUUCUGUAUGAAGACUCUUAUUUCAAGUGUUUUUAUGCAAACUUAGCUGUUUAAAACAAAUCUCUCUCCCUCCCUCUCUCUUUGAUUGACCUGUGAUGUCAGAGAGAAAGAGAGAGAGAAAGAGAGGGAGGGAGGGAGGGAAGGAGGGAGGGAGGGAGGUAGUGUUGGAGCGAGCAACAGUCAGAUGUAGUUGAGCCUGACAGCUGUUGGACUGAUGAUUUCUGUCUCUUUCUCUGUUUUUCUGUUUUUGUGAGGACGUGAAGAUGACGGAGUCUCACAGUAAUCUGAACAGUCCCAGCCUGGAGCUGAAGAGCCUGCAGCUGUGUGACAGGGAAGGUCAGUGUCUGUGUGUUUGUGUGGCUGUUACUGUAGGACAGACCUGUCAGUAACAGUCUGUUUUAUCAUCCUGCUCUCUGUUUUAAAACUCUCUGAAUUUGUCCGACUAGUUGCUGUAAAUGUCCAUCAGGAGUCUGUCUUUUUUAUUUGUUUCUUUAGCGUGAAACAAAUUGGAUGUAAAUAAAUCAGACGCUUAAGUCCUUCCCAAAGCCAAAGCAUGUAGAGCUCCCCUAGUGGCUGGCAGCAGUACAGGUAAUGAAGCCCACCUCUACCAAGUUCAUAAUGAUUAUUUAAUGUUGAUGGGGAUGUGACAUCAUGUGACAGCUUUAAAAAUGAAUAAUGUUGAAUAAUCAACAUCAUUUACAAAACACGUCAUAGUAAAAUCCACUCUGAGUGUUUGAACAGAGAGAAAUGAGCCAUCCAGUCCAAAUCCAUCUUUGUACCAGCUCGUAAACAUGACUUCUGUUCAUCUGUAUGUGGUUUCUGGUGCUUCUGCAGACAGCCUCUAGUGGACACUCAAGGGUCUGCCGUUUUACCAUUUCAGCUUCAUUUCUCAAGACUGGAAGUCGCUUCUAGGUUGAACCGGCUCUCCUCAUGCAGACUAAUGAGGGUCCUCCAAGUCCUUGUACUAGUCUUCGUCUGAGAAGUCUUUUUCUGUGUUGUGAGUCUGUAACUUUAGAAACUGUCCUAUUGGUCCCCUGACAGAAUAACAUCAGUGUCCCUCUGUGAGUCCUCUGGUACUUCCUCUAACACAGCAGUGGGGCCACUUGUGAGAGACAAAGGGCUUAUAUGUCUUUCAGACGAGCCAAUUGCGGUCCCUCCCCUCUGCACAUCAGCUGUCCAUGAGGAUGAAAAUGACCUUGUAUUGACCCCUAAAAGGAUCAGUAUGAUCUGUAUAUUAUCCCGAGCAUUAAUAAAAUCUAAUCACAUAUCAGGAUAAACAGUACACGACUCAUCAGCUGAUAAAGCACGGCCUGUAAAGAGUCUACUUUGCUGUUAAAACUGAAAGAAGAGGCGUUCAGUUGAACCAGAAGAAGCAGGAAACGAGAGCGCUCUCAGGUCUAAAGUUCUUAUAGAGCAGGGGUCGGCAACCCGCGGCUCUGGAGCCGCAUGCGGCUCUUUCUUCCCUAAGCUGCGGCUCCCAAUGGAUUUGGAAAAUAAAUAAUAAAUACUUAAUUGCAUUUUAUUUUAUUUUACUAUUUUUUUUUUUUUUGUAAUUCUAAAUUCAAAGAUUAUAAUGCUCUUGUAACAUUAAAUAAACUAUUAAGGCUGCAACAACGAAUCGAUUAAGUAGAUUCGUCGUGACGAAAAAAUCCGUUGCCAACAAAUUCUGUAAUCGAUUCGUCGGGUCUUUAUAUAUGUCCAUGGACACCGGCGUGUAAACAUCAGCAGGACGCACAGAAGAGAGAACAGCCAUGGCCGAGGCAGCGGCUGAGAAAAACAUGGACACAACCCAACCCAAAUCCCGACCUAAAACAUCAGUGGUGUGGGAAAACUUCACCAAGACUGAAAAGGAAGGCGUUCAGUGCAACAUUUGCAAAGACCGUUUUGCAUGGCUCGGGAGUACAUCGAUGAUGCGUGAGCACAGGGCUCUCAAGUCUCACGCAUUCAGCGUAUGACACACGCAUUCCCACUCAUUCACACGCUCACACACCACACAUUGUAUUUCUCACACAUUUAAAUGAACACGGUGAUGUCCACCAAGUUGCACUUCUUCAACUAUGGAACUGGGGGAAAUCAACUGAGUUCCUCCGAGAGUUCAGAAGCUGCGUGCCACGCACAAGCCAAUCAAAUAAAGUAUAUCUACUGAACAGCCAAUCAAAAAGCAGCAUUGCUGUAUCCGGGUAGAUUUUGAUAUCUUGCGGUUUAACUACAGAAGAAGACAGACACUCGCCGAAAUAGUUCAUUUAUUUCAUAAAUGCAACUCGCUACAGUUUUUUAUAUACUUUGUAUAAAGGUAAAAAAAAGAUAUAUGCAAUGUUAUCUUCAUUUUAGAUGUCAAAGAGGUUUUGUGGCUCCCUGUGUUUUCUUUUCUGUGGGAAACUGGUCCAAGUGGCUCUUUGAGUGUUUAAGGUUGCCGACCCCUGUUAUAGAGGAACAACUAAACAGGUCAAAAGUUGUAAAUCUAAAAAAACAUCUGGAGGAACAUUUCCAACUACUGAGGUGAAUGUCCAACAGGUUAGUCACAUGACAGGGUCAAAGACGCACUUCAGAGAGGCGGAGUCUCUCAGAAGGAACGAUGGAAGAGGUUCAGGACUCUGUGAGAGACCGCGUGAGCGAACAGUUUAACAAUUUCAAAAUAAAGUUCCUGAGUGGAUUUCAUCGUCUACAGAACAUCAGAUCAUUCAAAGAUUCAGAGGAUCUGGAGACCAUGAAAAACCACGUUCUGACAUCACAGUGUUUCCCCUGCAGUUAUUCAGCAGCGGUUACGUGCGGGGUGUAGAUAUCUACAUCUAGAUGCUUCUUUAACGGAUUCCUGCCUACCCCACCUUUAACAUGAACGUAACUGCAUAGCUUCUUGAAAGCAAAUAAAUGCGCAGCUGAAAUCCUCCAUUAGUCAAGAUAAAGAGACAACAGAAAGCUGCUCCUCCUCCCUUCAGGAGGACCAAAAAAGCUGGUGAUAGAUGACAGUCCGGUCCAAACUCGGUCAUCACAGCAUUUAAAUACAGAAUUAUGAAAUCAAAUAUUCAUUAUCAUAACUGGAGCUGAAUCCCUUAAGAUGAGUCCACAGAGUCCUUCAGUAAAUGUACUUUUACUUUAAAGUGCGUCUGAGGAGGAUGAUCUUGGUGUUCGCUCUGAGAGGAGCAGCAGCUAACAGACUCUGCAGCAGAUUAGCAGAGAUUAGCAUCGGGAUCAGCUCGCUCAGAGGAAGUGAAGGAUUAUGGUUCUCAUGAAGAGUUCUGGAAUCUGGAGGUCUCACAGAAAAUGUCAAACCCGACCCCCUGACUCAAUCUGGUUUUAUAAAACACAGAGAUUUUUAGAAACGGUUCUUGGAGCAAAAACAGACCAUGUUUGACAAAAUGGUAGAGCCGGGGGAUUAGCGGUAGCUGGAGUUACCAACUGACGUGUUAGUUUGGUUCACAUCUGUGCACCUGUGACUCACAUCAGCGAGAUAUUCAUUUACAUGCUAACCUUAGAAGAACGAAAACAGACUCCUCUAAAGGUUUGUAAGGAGCCUCUUCUCUUUAAAGCAAAGCUCCUCUGGAAGGACACAAUCUACUGCCUAUAUUUCUAUGUGUCUGUCUUUAUAGAGACAACUUGUUAUCGUGCGAUUGUAUGUGAAUCCGCAGGUUCUUGGGAUUACCACUGUCUGUAAUCCGCCACAAAAUUUGCUAUAUUCAGGUUGAUUGUGCUGUAGUUUCACAGGCUUUUAACGGGAGACUUACCUGGUCAUGAGAUCAUACAUGAAGAGGUAAUGUGGAGAGGUUUCUUGGUGGAAAAGCAGCUGGUUCAUGUUUGGCUGCUGAUUUGAAUGUGAAUGUAAAUCAGACCAACAGAGCGGAGAGUGCUUACCUACCAGCUUGUCGUCCAGAGGAGCUGCAGGGACUUGAACUUUGUUUGGUUUCCAUCUGAAAAAGUAGGGAAAGAAGAACUUAGCAGCAGUAUGCUUUAAAUCUGGAGAUCUGAUGGUGCAGCCUUUAGUAGAUCUGAGCUUUUCCACUGAAGCAAAAACUGAACAGGACGAGACGAGUUUGUUUCUACAGCAUGAAAUAAAAAGUGCUUCACUGUGUUCAAACAGAUCAUUAAAAACAAAAUCAAGCAAAAAUGACAUUAAAAUAUAUAUUUUAUGAUUUAAAAAAAGUGAUGUUUAGCAAAAAUUAAACACUGAACUACAAAUAUACGAAAUUUAGAUCAAAUACCUCGAAAAUAAACUGAGAUUUUACUGGGAGAAUAAAGUAAAAUAAGAUCAUAAAUAAUGAAACCUACAAGGAGGUUUUCAGCACAGUGGUCUUUUCUUACAAAGUUACACUGCCUCCUACUGGCCCGGCAUGAAAACAAUGUGUUGUCAGUCCUUUUUGUAACAACGUCAGUGUGAGCCGUGUUCAUCCGUCUCAUGUGUCUGAAAUCUAGAGAAAGGAAGGCUCGCAGAGAGCUCAGCGAAAAUUGGAGCAGUUCCAGACACGGUGAUAAUUGGGGGUGACUGGAAGUAAAGUUAUCAGAAAUCACAUUACCUGCAGGUAACAAAAAUCCUAAUCAAUGGGGAUCACAUACUAUAGCUGUCAUCCAUCUGAGACAUUUGAAAAGGGGGUGUUUAAUGUCUUGAUUUGGGUCAAGGGGAAUACAAGCUAAAACCAGGAACUUACACAGUGGUCAUGGAUCCAGUCUGAAGUCGGCUCUGUUCAAACAGGAUCUUUGGGUGGAGACCUGGAAAAGAUAAUCUGAGUUUAGAGAUACAACCUGGUGACACGGAAACCUUAGUCAGUCUCAGUGGGAGAAACCGCCUUUAAAUCUGUACUGUGUAACACUGAAUUAAUCAGUUAAUGACAGUAAAUUAAGAUUUUAAUAAUGAGAUCGUUAACAGGACCUCAUUGGUGAGAUUCAGUGGUGAGAUACAGCGGUGUCUAUGCUGGUUUUUAUGAUAAUAUAUGGUCAGAUGUGAGAAGGUUAGUAACAGAUCCUCACAGGUGAGCUGAUUCUUCUUGUUGUUUGUGAUGACCUCUCACGUUCUCUGUGGGCUGAACUCCAGCAGCAGCUUCAGUCUGAUGAGUUUCCAGUCUCGGCUCAUAGCUGUGGAUAAUCACCUUCUCAGGGUGAAUGAAUGGACGCUUCACCUCCUCCAUUCACUGACAGGAUGGAGGACAGAGGGGGAGGAGGAAGAGGAGAGUCAACAAGAGCUCUGUGUGCCUCAGCAGGAGUGUUUCGAGUUUGUGAAGAAUGGACACCACCAUCCUGUCCAUGUGUCUCUGUAGCAGCUCUGAGUACCAGUAAAACAGGAGAACGUUAAAGGCACAAGAGCUUACUGUUCGACAUCGCACUCGGUUCAAUGACGGGUUCUAUAAUAAAUAUAUAAAACACAUGUGAUAUUACGACUCAGACAUCAACUGCAUUAAAACUAAAACAUUAAGUGCACUAAACUAGUAUAUUUACUGCAUUAAACUCGGCCACUUACAGCAUCAAAACUCAGACAUUAACUGCAUUAAACUAAUAUAUUUACUGUUCGAAAACUAAGAUAUUGAUAACAUUACAACUCAGACAUUUACAGUAUUAAAACUACGAUAUGAACUGCAUUAAUCAAAGACAUUCACUGCAUUAACACUUAGACAUUAACAGUAUUAAACUUAUUUACAGUGUUAAAACUCAGACAUUUACAGCAUUAAAAUUAUGACAUUAAUAGUAUUAAACUAAGAUAUUAACUCAAUUAACACUAAGACAUUUAAAGCAUUUAAUCUCAGACAUUAAUUAUACAUUGAGCUUAAACAUUUACAGCAUUAAAACUUAAACAUUUACAGAAGAGCAUGGGGAAAAACUCCCCCCCCCCAAAAAAAAAAACGCGCCUGCCAGCUAGCUAGGAGCUGGAAAUUAGCAAAACAGAACAAAGUGCUAAAGUUCUACAAAAACACUUUAAACGCCCAAAAACCAAACCCGUUUUUUAUCCAGACAGAGUCCGUGAGCUUAAUAAAGUCGACUUUGAACCACUAUGUUCAUUUUUAACCAAGUUUAAACGGCUAAAGUUCAGGACUUACCGCCAUUAGACGGCAUCUUCAUGAGCGGAGGAGCGCGAAUUUACAGGAAGUGACAUCAUCACAAAACGGUCUUCAAAAUAAAUGUGAAUCUACGAAAUAAAACACAAAUAUAAACAUAAAAGAUGCUUUAUAUAAUUUUUUUCUCUCAAAAGAGAUCAGAUCAACUGUCAUGAUUUACUCAUUACUACAGAUGGACGGACAUUCAAAUUCAGCAGAAUAAUAAACAGCUAAAUUCAGAGUAUAGCUGAUCGGGUCUACGACAGAGUAUUAGGGCCACAGUAAGAAAAUUAGACUUCAAGAUUAAAGUCAUUUAUUUAUGAGAAUAAAGUCAUAACGAACAAGAAUAAAGUCAAAAUAAAGUAAUUACUAACAAGAAUAAAGUCGUAGUAAUCACUUACAAGGUUAAAGUCAGAAUAAAGUCCUUAUAUUCUAACCUGCUGUUUAACAUGACAGUUGUUGAAAGUAGAGCCAAGGGGUGUUACAAACUAAUCCAUUCUUGAUAAACUAAUCCACUCCAAAAAUCCCACCUCACAGAAAGUGAGUCUGACUCAUUUUUUAAUAAAAACUGUCUAUUAGGCCUAAUUUAAACUAGAUUCACCCAACAAGCUCAGAAAAUAUCCUAUUUAAUGAAAGCAUGCGAAAACAAGAGCUGAAUUGUUUGUUUUAGAACUUUAUUAGAAUUUAAAAAAAGUUUCUUUAAGUAAGAAAAUGUCUUAGAAACAGCAAACAGAGCCUCUGCUUCUCUCCUCACGUGUGAAAACUAGUCUGUCCAUUAAGAGUCUCUACAGGUUCAGGACUUUUUCCUCCACGUGGAUCCUGGAUUAAAAAGUUUGACCCCCCCUCCCUCCUGAUGUUGAGCUGUAAUUAGUCUGACAAAAACAUCAGAUGGGGGGCCGUAACAAGACGUCACACUGGCAGAUUGAACUGUCCUCGUCCUCCUCAAAGACUGCUUGUUGAGCUCUCUGAGGUCUUUUGUCCUCUGCAGAGAGAGGGAGAGAGAGAAAAAGAGAGAGAGAGAGAGAGAGAGAGAGAGAGAGAGAGAGAGAGAGAGGGAGGAUGAAUACAGAGAGAGUAAACAAGUUAAACCAAACUCAGAGGAGAGGGAAGACUCAGUGCACUGGUGCUAAAUUCAGGAGGUCAAAAACUGCUACAAAUACUGAAGAAGUGAAUCAUGGAGCAACAAGUUCUACUGAACAUCCAGGUCAGAACGUUUGAAGAAACAUAAGAGGAAACAGUCCAGUAACACACGGGUACGGUGGCCGAGAACUGCCACUGCUGCAAAUAAAAAAAGGACACACAAAAAAAAAGAAGCCACUACGGAAGUUACCAAUGCAAAAAAGAAACUGGAGCCCACUGCAAAUAAAAACAGAAACGGUGCAGGUUAAAAAAAUAAAAAUAAAAACUUCUUUGCUCGUCUUCUCACCGUCGUCUUCUGUGCCUAGAUCGUAAAACACCGGUGCAUCAUCAUUAUUGGUCCCCGGCAGCUCACUUCCAUUGUGGCUUUUUUUAUUUGCAUCCUUUGAUUUUCGCCCUAAGUAACUUUUUUUUUCAUGGCCACUUUCUUGCGCCAUGAACUAACGUUGAGGCUUUUUUUUAUCUGCACUGUUUCUUUUUUUUUUAAUGCAUCAGGCUUCGGUUUCUUUAUUAUUGCAUCGGUUACUUCAGUUAUGGCUUCUUUUUUUGUAUUCUUUUCUAUUUGCGGCAGUGCUGGUUCUCGGCCACCGUACACAGGGUACUAAAACUUUAGAAAAAGCAUUUGUCGUCUCUACAGGACCAGUCUGGAGGGGCAUCUGUUUCUGGAGGGUGGGUUAAUACGUUACACAACAUGGAUGCUGCCGCUCUGCUCGUGUUUCCAAAAAGGACAGAUCAGCCGUGUUGUUAAUGCAGAAAGAGUUCCUCUGAAACUGUCCUGUGGUGGUUUGAUGCUUUCAGACAUGAAUCUGAUGAGGAAUGUGAGUCAGGGGUCACUGCACUCUGAACUUUAAUGGGUUAAUCUCUCAGUGUUGUUAUGAUGGCAGCAUGGACACACACACACACACACACACACACACACACACACGCACACACACAGCUGUUAAAGUAAAGAGUGACUCUGACAUAAUCUUCUUACGUCAUCUGUCGCUCGGUCGAGAAAAUGAAAGUGGAGAAUUUUCAGGCACAUGUUGCUCCUCUUAAUCUGCUGUGCUGCAGGUUUUUACAGAUUUAAUGAACUUUUUAAAAUAAAUAAAAUCCUUUAAAAGGUGGAGUGGCAGUAUUCUGUUAAAGAAGCAUCUUUUUUUUUGUGGUGUAUUUACAAAAAUCUUUUAGUAUCAGUUAAUAGUUAUUAGUUAUUGAUGACAUUUGGUAAUAUAUCGAUAUCUCUGUGUUCUCUUCUGUCUGUGUCGUCAACAUUUGAACAUUUUUGAGCGGUCCGCUCUUUCUGACUGUAAACAAAGCCGUUCUCCACCUCCUCUAACCUGAUUGGUUGUGAGGCAGACGCUGCUCCCCCGUGUCGUUCAGGAGCCCAAACAAAGUUAGCGUGCUACAAUAUCGGACAGUAGAAACCAACCAGAAAGUUCGGAAAAUUGUCUGAAUCCUCCUUUGGCCACGACUGCCGACACAAGCAAGAAAACAAAGUAAAUACCGGAGACUCUGGAGGAAUAACGGGCGCUUAAAACGGAGGUAGACCGGACAAGAGCUAAAAAGCCGGGUCAACAUAAACGAUGGGGGACGCUUGGGGAUCUUGGUGACCCUGUAACGUUUCUGCUGGACAGGUAAACCGCUUUAACAAAGUAAGACAAGUGUCUGUAACAGAAGUGUUUCUUGUCAAACGGACCUGCUGUAGCGUGUUGUAGCUCCAUCGCUAAACUGUCCUCCCUCGGGUCCUGGACUAUGUCACUUUAUCCUCGUUGUAGAAGUCCUGCAAACAUUGUGUUUGCUGGUCGUCUGUUGGCAUCUACAGUAGCACCAAUGCUUUUGACUUUCACCUUGACUGGGCCCCAUUUGUAAUGAUCUGAAGUAUUUAUCUGCAUUAUAUCUGAAUUUAAUCGGAACGAUACGAGCGAGCAGGAGCGUCUGUUUGUGGGCGGGGCUUGAGAGGAGGAGCUGAGGGGAAAACUGGUUGGGAGGGGUAGAGUUUACAUUCAAGAUUUCUCCUAAAAAGUGGAACUAACUCAGAUCCUGACUACACCACCAUGAAGAGGACUGAAGCUUCUGCUCAUGAGGAAAACUCUGAGCAGGUGUCAUUCGGCCUCAGUGCUCACCUGUCUUUGUGUCUUUGUGUCCAAUCAGGUACCGAGUCUGCAGACAGCGGCAUCGGCGACGUGGACGACCUGCCGGUUCCUCAGCAGAUCCAGAUCAGCAACAUCACCUGUGACUCCUUCAAGAUCAGCUGGGAGAUGGAGAGCAGAGGGAGAGAGAGGAUCACACACUACUUCAUCGAUCUCAACAAGAAGGACAGCAAGAAGGAGAACCAGUUCAAACACAAGGUGGGCCCAACAAAACCUCAGACCCGGUCUCAGACACUGUGGUGAACUCUCAAACAUGGAUUCACUGUCGAGUUUUUCAGGGCGCCGUAGAAAGAAGAUACACGUGUCAUUAGUAACACACCUGACUCUCAGAGGUGGUAAGAGUGGAUGUACUGGUUCGCUGUGACCUCUUUGUGCCUCACUCGGCGUUGUUUAAUCAGCAGGAGGCGGUCUGGUGUUUGGGGCGUUGUCCUCCGGAGACCUUGUCUUCUCAAACAUUUAAACAGCGACCUUCAUUUUUCAGGAUGUACCAACAAAACUGGUGGCGAAGGCGGUUCCCCUCCCCAUGACGGUGAGAGGUCAUUGGUUCCUGAGUCCUCGCACAGAGUACAGCAUUGCGGUCCAGACCGCCACCAAACAGCCGGACGGAGAAUACGCCGUCUCUCAGUGGAGCGAGAUCAUCGAGUUCUGCACAGCAGGUCAGCCUCCUCUCAGUCCAUGAACCCAUGUCUCCUCUCUGAGGACAGUCGUCUCAGUAUCGUGUGUUUCCACAGAUUACUCCACCGUUCAUCUGAUGCAGCUGCUGCAGAAGGCCGAGGCGAUCGCCGGCAGGAUGCUGCCGUUCACCGUCUUCUACAGGAACCAAGAGCAGGAGUACUUCCAGGAGCCCAGGUGUGUCUCCGAGUCCUGCUGCAUCUCCAGAGUCUGGUCUCCUCUGCCUCUGUCUGACCCUCCCUGUGUGCUCUCCACAGCUCCUCGUAUCGCUCCAGAGAUGAGCCGUGUACUCGGAUGUUACCGGCGGUGAAAGACGACAGCGGCAGCCACGGCUCGCCCAUCAGCGGUAAACUGGAGGGGCUCUUUUUCAGCUGCAACACCGAGUUCAACACAGGAAAACCCCCCCAGGACUCCCCAUAUGGACCCUUCCGCUUCCAGGUAGAGCUUCUGACAGAUGAGAGGAUGUGAGAGGCUCCUGGUGGAGGACUGUCCUCAUUCAAAUAACAGAUUUAGUGUCCAGACUUCCAGGAUCUGCAGGUUUAAAUCUGACAGUCCGCUCAGAGUAUUUCUAAAAUCAGGACAGAGCGAGAUGGAGGGACGUCAGAGGCAGAGGGUCUCCAUGAACCAACCCCAACCCUCUCAUGAGCUUUGAGUCGUGGCCAAAACUAUGAGAUUGCAGACACCAGGAGCCAAAUCUCCCUCCGCAGGGCGUCUGGACUCAGCCGCACAGAUUAAGUCUGGAGCUCAGACGUUUGGCAGUAACCUCUGCUUCUAUCCAUCAGGACAGAGCAGCUGGAGUAGUUUAAGGUCCGAUCCAGAUCCUCCGGGACCUUGUUUUGGAGGUGUCCCAAACAUGUCCAGUUGUGACGGGACACCGAGGCUGACCCUGAACAUGCUCUAGCGUUUAUAAACCCACUCAGGCCUGAGGUCGCUGCUUGGACACCUCAUUCAGCCUCGGAGGAAAUUCCAGUUUAAAGGGAUAUUUCAGUGUUUUUGAGGUUCGGCUGUUUGAGUUACAGGUCAGAGUGUAAACAGAGAAGUCCAGACACCGGUUUGGCCCAGAGUUCAAGUCAUGUACAGAGGUUUUCGUCCUCAAAGCGAGCAGCGUGGGUCUGAUUCCCCCCUGCGGUCCUCCUCCAUGUCUCUGUCCUCUAAAGCCCCAAAAUAAAGCGGGACAAAGAUGAGUUCAUAAUCCCACAGUAAAGCAGUCUAAGGACAGAUGAUCCUCCCAGCAGAUUUCUGAUCCUUAAAUCAUAAACCAGCAGCUCUGGGAUCUGCAGACUCUCAAAGAAGUCUAAAGUUUGUAUGAACCUCAGAGCAGCAGCUCGGCUCACAGUCUGACCCUGUCUUUCAGAUCCAAGCUGACGUCCUCUUCAACCAGAGCACCAACAUCUACUUUGGAGAUUUCUACUGCAUGUACACGUCCUACCACUACGUCAUCCUGGUCCUGGCUCCUGAAGGCUCCAAAGGGGACGUCUUCUGUAAGGAGAUUCUGCCGACGCUGGACAGAUCCAACAACCGUUUCCUGAGCUGCACCGAGGAGGAGGACGGCUCGCUGUCUUUCCGUCACGCCCAGGACGUCAUCCUGGAGGUGAUCUACACGGAGUCAGUGGAUCUGGAUUUGGGGACGGUGACACAGAUCAGCGGACACCAGCUCAAGAGUCAGUCCACCCUCAACGCCAAGAAGGACCCCAGCUGCAAGAUCUGCAACAUCAGCGCAGGACGCUAGCUGCGUCUUUGACAGGAUGAGUGGCUAACCUGCUAAUAACCGACACGGAGGACAGACGGUGGCGAGCCAGCUGCUGAGUUUAUCCACUUCCUGUCCUGACGGAGCCGGCUCUUAAAGCGGCGCUUCGAAAUUCAACUAACUCCAGACUAACUCGGCUCUCUAACCUGUCCAGUCUUUCAGUUCCUCUCAGCUCACACUGAGAUUUUGUCUUUUUGGGGUUUUAAAGUUUAGAAGUUUAUUUCUGCGUGUUCGUCUGAAGAGAUGUGGCGCCUGGUCGGACUGUAACUCACAGACAAGAGGUUCAAAGUCAGGACGUUAACGGAACGGAGUCGAGUUGGCUCAGACCGUCGACUCGAAGACAACAGAAGAAGAAACCACGACAACGCCAAACAUCGUUUUUUUGACCGCCAAUAUCCGGACACGCGUUCAGCAGGGACGGGGUUAACAAACGCUGAGAUAAUUAGACUGAAGGAAGUUACUCGCCACUUUAAAGCGGGAUAUUUACGGUUACAUCUGUCUGCAGAGAGGAACCUGGAGGGGAGGUUGGUGACGGAUUUCUGAUCCCCUCAGAGGUACAACAGCGCCGUGUGUUUGUCUGAGCAUGUGCAGAAGUCAAUCACACUCUGAGGCACCAUGCUAAUAAAAGCAUCUUACAUCCUGGUGCACAUCUAUUCCAGAUUUUACGGUAAUAAAAACAGCGGUUUUAUUUUGAUUCCUGAACAGAAAUGAGCCGAACUGUUUCUGCUCCUCCUUGUAAACAAAUUUAUUCCUGCUGUACAGUUUUAGAAUGGAGCUCUAUGGGGACUGACUCACUGACGGACACAGCCUCUAGUGGACAUUUUGGAAACUGCAGUUUUAAAGAUUUAAGGAUUCUUUUUCGUCAUGACGUUAUUUCAAAAAUGGAUUAAAGUUUAGCUCUAAAUUAACUUUGUAUUUCUGUCACUGUUUAAUAAAUUCACCUUUAUCCUCUUUACCUCAAACUGCAGACGACCUCUCAUCUUUUUAAGAGGAAUAAAUUAAACAUCUUCGAACCUUGAA